Molecule: messenger RNA, 1970 nt
Organism: Salvelinus sp. IW2-2015
Lineage: Eukaryota; Metazoa; Chordata; Actinopteri; Salmoniformes; Salmonidae
Source: RefSeq, a predicted model, not a curated record
UGGAACAAGACGUGAUGUGAUAGUCAGAUUUAGAUUUUGUAUUUUUUAUUCGCUGACUAAAACAUUAGAUUCUUUAUGAAUCAUUACGAGUUGGCCAUCUGAUCCUCAGGAUUGCAUUCUUUCAUAUUGAUCGUGCUUAUUUUCUUAUUUGUUUCUAUAUUAACGAUGGAGAUGGAAGACAAAGGCGCAGAUUGAGUACUGGUGGGUUACUGUGCGUUUCUCUUGCUGCUGUGCUUCGGAGAGCAGGUUUCAGCACAGAAAGGUACUCUAUUCCAGAGGAGGUGAAAGAGGGAUCUGUUGUUGGAAAUGUUGCUAAGGAUUUGGGUCUUGACGUCAGUACUUUGGUGGAGAGACGGUUUCGUAUUGUUUCUGGAUCUAAAGAAGAUAUUUUCCAGGUAAAUCAGAACAAUGGCGUCUUGUAUGUUCAUAAGAAUAUCGACAGAGAGGAGCUCUGUGAUGGCAAUAUUGCAUGUUUGAUAAACCUGAAAAUGGUUGUUGAAAAUCCGUUAGAAAUACAUUACGCCGGAAUAGAAAUCACGGACGUCAAUGAUAACUCGCCCAAUUUCCAAGAGAAAGACAAACUAGUUGAUAUUUCGGAAUCUACUCUUUCUGGCAAGCGACUCCAGUUACCAGCCGCGCGUGAUCCUGAUGUUGGCGUUAAUGCAGUACGUGUCUAUAAAUUGAGUCACAAUGAACAUUUUGAUUUGCAAAUAAGAGAAAGAGGAGAAGAUAAAAUUCCAUUCUUAGUUUUACAAAAACCCUUGGAUAGAGAGAAACAAUCUGAACACAGACUAGUUUUAACUGCAGUCGAUGGUGGAAGUCCACAGAGGUCAGGGACUCUUAAUGUCACUAUCACUGUUCUCGAUUCGAAUGACAACAAUCCUGUAUUUAGUCAUGAGGUAUACUCGGUCACAUUGCCUGAAAAUGUCCAACCCGGAACUAUUGUACUCAACGUUAAGGCAACAGAUUUGGACGACGGUUCCAAUGGUGACGUUGAAUAUUUAUUUGGUAGUGAACUUCUUCCCAAGAUAUAUGAUGUAUUUAGUUUAGAUAAAGCUACAGGUGCAAUUCGUGUUAAAGGUUACGUUGACUUCGAGGACAUUGAUACAUAUAAACUAGACGUCCAUGCCACUGACAAAGGGCAGCCCCCAAUGAGUACGGAUUGUAGAGUCAUUAUAAAGAUACUCGAUUUAAACGACAAUAAACCCGAAAUAGAGGUGACGUCCCUCUCUAGUAUGGUGUCAGAAGAUUCAAAACCAGGAACUAUUAUUUCUCUAAUUAGUGUGACAGAUAAAGACUCUGGUAUUAAUUGUAAAGUUUUGUGCGGUCUUUCAGACGACGUACCUUUCGAAUUAAAGCCCUCAUACCAAGAUAAUAUGUAUUCUUUAGUGACCAAACAACGCUUGGAUCGUGAACUCGUGUCCCAUUAUGACAUCACAAUAACAGCCACUGACUGUGGUCAGCCUCCUCUGUCCACAUUCAAAACUAUAGGCGUCCAGAUAUCAGAUGUAAACGAUAACAGUCCCGAAUUCUCCCAAAACUCGCUUGAGCUCUACUUAGUGGAAAAUAACGCUCCUGGUGCAUCCAUAUUCUCUGUAAGCGCUUCUGAUAAAGACUUGAAUGAAAACGCCGCGAUUUCAUAUCACAUUGUUAGAGGUGAAGGGACACAGAAUGAUAUGGCAUCUUUUUUAAAUAUCAAUUCUGAUAAUGGCCAUAUCUCCGCGCUCAAAAGCUUUGACUUUGAAACUUUGAAAACAUUCAAAUUCCAAGUUGCAGCUACAGACUCUGGAACUCCGUCUCUAAGCAGUGACGUCACAGUCAACGUGUUCAUUCUGGAUCAGAACGACAACGCUCCAGUGAUAUUGUAUCCAGUCAGCGCUAACGGUUCUGCUGAAGGUGUGGAGGAGAUUCCCCGCAAUGUGAACGCAGGCCAUUUGGUGACUAAAGUGAGAGCCUUGACGCUGAUAUAG